Molecule: messenger RNA, 1289 nt
Organism: Solea senegalensis (Senegalese sole)
Lineage: Eukaryota; Metazoa; Chordata; Actinopteri; Pleuronectiformes; Soleidae
Gene: ppp1r27b
Product: protein phosphatase 1, regulatory subunit 27b
Exons: 3
Coding region: 246-752 (168 amino acids)
Molecular function (GO): phosphatase binding
Source: RefSeq, a predicted model, not a curated record
UGCCCUGAGCAGUCGACUGCUCAUCUUCCAAAUCUCGCCACUGGAGCCAAGUGUCUUAAAAUAGUUCGACUGAGUGUAUAAAGAGACCCACAGAGAGGCUCGUCCCUCAGACCAAACAGCAAGAGAGACAUCCACUCAUUUUUUCUGCAGAUCUACAACCAAGCUUGUUGAGCUUUUUUUUUUCGUUGCUGGAAUAACCUCAUCAUUUUCUUUUUGCAAGAGCAACGGAAAGUUUGGCUCCGGCUAUGAUGAAGUUCUACCAAUGCCCCGUGUCCAAACCUGUGGGAGUCGCAGAUUACACCAAGGACCGCGGAGUCUCAGCGAGCUGCAAGAGCUCUGCUCCUCUGAAGCACAUCCGCAGUGUUCACUUCCCCAACGACAUCCUCUUCCAGGACUACGUGCGGGAAGGCGAGCUGGAGAGGAUCGGACGCUUCAUCCGAGCCAGGAGAGUCAACCUGGACACCAUCUACCUCUCGGGCAUGGCUGCCAUUCACGAGGCCGUCCUGUCUGGGAAUCUGGAGUGUGUGAAGCUACUGGUCCAAUACGGAGCAGAUAUCCACCAGAGAGACGAGGACGGGUGGACCCCACUGCACAUGGCCUGCAGUGACGGCUUCCCACACAUCGCCCGCUACCUUCUCGCGUUGGGUGCUGACCAGGAGCUGGAGAACGACUGCGGGGAGAGGCCGGCUGACCUCAUUGACCCCGACAACAGGGAGCUACUGGAGCUCUUUGGGCUGGUGGUCAACGACUGAUCACAGCUGGCUUUAAAAAGUCACAGACCCCCAGUCGUCCCACCGCUCUGCAGCCGUGGACAGAAAAGGCUCCGUCAGUGGAGCUGUGGUGAUUCAGAGAGCCUCCGCCUCAGAUCGGGAGGUGGAGGAGUCGUCGUGUGUUGGUGGAGGAAGGGGUGGACGGAGGCAACUGGCUGCCUCCCCAUGUGUGGAGUGAACUUUGAAGCAGGCAGGGGUUUCCCUCUGAUCCGUGGCCGUACAGAUUUACUCUGUACAGUAAGAGCAUUUGAUAUUUGCAUCAUUUGACUUUGAGUUGUUGAUUUUAUUUAGGCAUGUUGGCUCAAACCAAGAGGGUUCAGAUGUUGCGAAACCUGGACCCGUCGCUGUUGCUCAGCUCGUUAGGACCGCUCUGACAGAAUGCACUCCUCUGUACGAUAAGAUUAGAAAUUGUGUUGUGACACAUUUGCUUACGGUUUAUCAGAAGUGAUUGUUCUUCUUUUCUAUCUUUGUUGAUUAUUAUUUUUUAUACAUGGGUUUUUCAAAAUAAACUUUUUCUAU